This is a messenger RNA of Candidula unifasciata, 687 nucleotides long. The record is from the annotation of a GenBank genome assembly. NCBI's taxonomy places the organism in Eukaryota, Metazoa, Mollusca, Gastropoda, Stylommatophora, Geomitridae.
AUGACCGAGUCUGAACAGCGAUGGAUUCCCUUGGAGUCAAAUCCUAAAGUGAUUAACAAGUACGUCCAUAACCUUGGAGUGGAUUCCACUUGGAACUUUGUCGAUGUGUUGGGCCUUGACCCAGAACUCCUGGCCUUGGUGCCCAGACCAGUAGCAGCUGUAGUGCUGCUGUUCCCGGAUAUUAAGGCUGGGGACAUUAUCGGAGAUGUGCAGCCUAACUUUCCCUCAGAUCUUUACUACACCAAACAGACAAUUGGCAAUGCUUGCGGCACAGUAGCCAUUGUUCAUGCUUUGGCCAACAAUAAAGAUCUGAUCAAGUUUGACGAUUCCAAGCACUUUAAAACAUUCCUGGAGUUGACCAGUUCAAUGUCACCCGAAGAAAGAGCCAAGUUUUUGGAGCAGGAUAACAAAAUGGGCGCAGCUCAUGAAGAUUGUGCACAGGAAGGAGACACUCAGGCCCCUCCUGUAGAUGAAAAUGUACAGCACCAUUUUGUGGCUUUUGUUAAUUUUAACGGCACCCUGUAUGAACUUGAUGGCAAUAAAGAAGGACCAGUUGUCCACGGAAAGACCAACCCUGAUAUAUUCUUGGAGGAUGCAGCAGAGGUCAUUAAGAAGUUCAUGGCUCGUGAGCCAGACAAUGUCAACUUUAACGUCAUGGCCCUGGUGAACUGCAGCGACGUGGAUUAG